AACGCUAGCUAGCUAACACCGGGGAUACCGGGAUUGGACUGCAAUUUACUGUCCGAGGUGAUUCCGUAAACAGCGUGAAAAACAUCUCCAAAAUAUUCAUACACGUUUGCAGUGAUUUGACUUUCUUCUUUUUUUAACUCCGUAUCCACCCUCCAGUUGUUGACAUGUUGACAUGUCCAGUUUGACAUAUGGGUUUGACUUCGAUUGAACUGGAAUCAUCUAGCUUCUUCUCAACUCGCUGCUGCUGUGACGUGCACUAUCGUUCGACUAGCUUGUGUUUGUCAACAAUGUAACAAUGUCGCAACAUUGUAAUCAUUACGCCGAUACUGUUGCAACAUUGUAAUCAUUACGCAACAGAAACCGUUUACUCUAAAUGGGAACCGCGAAUGAGAGUUGCCAUUGGACAAAUUCCCCAGUAGGUCCCUCCCCGUGUCGUUCCGUUAGCUUCCGUUUGGUUCUUAAACGGUAAACGGUUUCCGUAAUGAAUACACCCCAACCUAAAUAAAAUAAUGUUGCAACAAUUGUAAUGAGUUUGUUGACAUCCGGGUGCUGUAGAAUAUUAUCUUCCAUGUAAAGCACGAACCAUAUUCUGAAUGACGAAGCAAGACUUACUAUGUCGAAGGAAGCAAAUGAAUAUGAGAGUCCAGUCACCUUCAUCACAGAGCACACUAAACCAAGCCGAAUGAAGAGAGCGGCUGCAAAGCAUCUAAUUGAGCGCUACUUUUGCCAGUUAACAGAGGGCUGUGGAAAUGGGGCCUGCACGAAUGAGUUCUGUGCUUCGUGUCUUGGUUUUCAACCGCUGGAUCACAACACGGCGGCUAUCAGAGCCCUGGAGCUCUAUAAAAUGAACGCCAAACUGUGUGGUCGUCACUCUGCUGCCUUCCCUGACAACAGCAGUGCCAAAGAAACCCACCCUACCUUAUUGGGCGACCAUCACAGGAAGAUGCCAGACCACGAAGACAACCUGUUUCCCCCUAGGGAAGACUUCAGAGAGGUGCAUUACCUGACCGAGGAGAAGGUGUAUGAGAUCCUGGGUAUCUGUGAGGGGAAGAAGGACUACUCUCCUCUGAUCCGAGUCAUCGGGAGGAUCUUCUCCAGCGCUGACGGGCUGGUGCAGAGCUUCAGGAAAGACAAGGAGCAACACCCCAACACCAAGGAGCAGCUUAAUACCCACCAGGCCAAAGAUGAGGACAAGGACGAGGACGACAAGGAGAGAACCACCGCCAUGGAGCAGGAAUCGGAGGCCUCGGCAUCCAUUGAGGGAGCGACGGGCUCGACGGAGAAGAGACUGGGUCCUGUGGAGGUCUCAGUGGACAUAGAAGCUGUGAGGAGAGUGUACGACAGACUCCUCUCCAACGAGAAGAUGGAAUCGGCCUUCCUCAACGCCCUGGUCUACCUAACUCCCAACGUAGAGCUGGACCUAACCUAUCUGGACGUGUACGACACCAACCCAGACUACCUAAACAUCUUCAUCAUCGUGAUGGAGAACAGCAGCCUCCACAGCCCAGAGUACCUGGAGAUGGCCAUGCCUCUGUUCUGUAAGUGUAUGAGUAAACUCCCUCUGCCGGCCCUGGCCAAGCUGACGCGCCUGUGGUCUCAGUACAGUGUCGAGCACCUCAGGCGUAUGAUGGAGACCUUUCAGCAGCUCAUCACCUACACGGUAAUCAGCAACGAGUACGACAGCGACAGUCUGGUCAACGAUGAUGAGUGUGUGGUGGCUGCAGCCAAGUGUCUGAAGCUGGUGUUCUACGCCAAUGUCCUGGGAGGAGACCUGGAUACGGGUCACAAUGAGGAGGAGGAGCCUGCAUCAGAGUCCAGCGAGCUCACCCUGCAGGAGCUCCUGGGGGAGGAGAGGAGUAACAAAAAGGGGCCCCGGGUCGACCCUUUGGAGAAGGAGCUGGGCGUCAGGACCCUGGACUGCAGACGACCCCUAAUCCCCUUCGAGGAGUUUGUCAACGAGCCGUUGAACGAUGUUCUAGAGAUGGACAAGGACUUCACCUUCUUCAAGGUGGACUCGGAGAGUAAGUUCUCCUUCCAGAGCUGUCCCUUCAUCCUCAACGCCUGCACCAAGAGCCUGGGACUGUACUACGACAACCGCAUCAGCAUGUACAGCGAGAGGAGGAUCACAGCGCUCUACAGCCUGGUACAAGGACAGCAGCUCAACCCAUACCUCAGGCUCAAAGUACGACGAGACCACAUCAUAGACGACGCCCUCGUCAGGUUGGAGAUGAUCGCCAUGGAGAACCCAGCGGACCUGAGGAAGCAGCUGUUUGUAGAGUUUGAAGGAGAGCAGGGCGUCGACGAAGGAGGAGUGUCUAAAGAGUUUUUCCAGCUUGUCCUCGAGGAGAUGUUCAAUCCUGAUAUUGGCAUGUUUACGUACGAUGAUUCCACCAAGCUGUUCUGGUACAACCCGUCCUCUCUGGAGAACGAGGCCCAGUUCACCCUGAUAGGCAUCGUCUUGGGCCUGGCCAUCUACAACAACUGUAUCCUGGAUGUUCACUUUCCCAUGGUGGUCUACAGGAAACUGAUGGGGAAGAAAGGCACCUAUCUGGACCUGACAGACUCACACCCAGUUCUGUACCAGAGUCUGAGGGAGCUGCUGGACUACGAGGGGGAUGUGGAGGAGGACAUGAUGAUCACCUUCCAGAUCUCACAGACUGACCUGUUUGGAGACCCCAUCACUUACGACCUGAAGGAAAACGGGGACAAGAUACCUGUUAGUGCGGACAAUAGAAAGGAGUUUGUCUCUCUGUAUAGUGAUUACAUACUUAAUAAGAGUGUUGAGCGCCAGUUCAAAGCCUUCAGGAGGGGCUUCCAGAUGGUCACCAACGAGUCGCCUCUCAAGUAUUUAUUUAGACCUGAGGAAGUGGAGCUACUGAUCUGUGGAAGCAGGAAUUUAGACUUUCAGAUGCUUGAAGAAACGACAGAGUAUGACGGAGGCUACAGCAAGGAUUGUCGCAUUAUUAAAGACUUCUGGGAGACGGUGCAUUCGUUUGGUGAGGAGGAUAAGAGACUGUUCCUCCAGUUUACUACGGGGACUGACAGAGCACCCGUAGGAGGGCUGGGCAAGUUAAAGAUGAUCAUCGCCAAGAACGGCCCCGACACAGACAGGUUACCUACUUCUCACACGUGUUUUAAUGCUUUGCUGCUCCCUGAAUACGAUUCAAAGGAGAAACUGAAGGAGAGACUUCUCAAAGCCAUCACUUAUGCCAAAGGAUUUGGAAUGCUGUGAAACAAGCAAAAAUGACAACUCUGCAAAAACAAAACAAAAACUUCCUGGCUUCAGUUCAAUGGUUUUAUGUUUUGUAAUGGAGAAGGAAGGAAUUAUACAAUGAUGCAACAGUUGAAAUGAAUGUGGCAUUACGACAAGGAAGUGCUCCAGAGACUGUGUGCCUGAACAGCAAAUAGACUCAACUAGCAGACAUUCGAUCUAGCCCCCCUCAGAUCCAUUUAAUAUACGUAGAACCUCUCCUUACAUUCUUGGUUAUUCAAGCUGUUGAAAUCAGUUAUAAUUCUUACUGGAGCUCGCUGGGUUUAUUUGAUGUGUAAAAAAGUUUUAAGAAGAAGCAGGUUAUCAUUGAUUGUUGUGAAAGUGCACUUAACUAGACCUUCUGAAUGUUAGUGAAUGGUAUAUACAUUACUGUAUACUGCCGUCUUAGGACAUUUUGUUAGUAGUUUAUGAUAUUCUUUAAUGCCAGCAGUGUUGUCGGUAACACUUCCUAAUAUAAUACCCUCUUCAUAAUACAUUGAAAAGUACAUUUAUGAGCUAUGCAUAAUGCAUUAUAAUGCCUUCCAGGUGUUUUAUAGCUGCUCAUAGACCUCUAUAAUGCUUUGUUUCAAGUUUUAUUGUCACGUGCAACAAGUACUGUGAAAUACUUUUUCCACUGUACUUGAAGGGGGGUGUUCAUAUGACGUGUUAGCGUGGUGUCGCGUAAGGCAGAGGACUAUUCUAACCAGUACACCAACACAGUGUUCCUGCUCUGCUGUAAGCUAUGCAAGUGGCACCCUAUUCCCUACAUAGUGCACUACUUUUCACCAGGGCCCCUACAUAGGGAAUAGGGUGCCAUUUGGGGCGCAACCCUUAUGUAUGAUGGCGUUGCAUCGUCGUCUGUACCUGCUGCCUCUUUGGCAAAUCUCCCUGCUACUUUUGGCUGCGGUCCUGCACUCUUUCUAAUGUGUUGAAUAGCUUGCUGUUCCAUACCUAUAUGUUUUUUGCAAUGUUAAUUUUGUAUGCCAGACAGAACAGAGCACUCUCUUAGCCCUGACGGAGUGCUUUCAGUUUUUUGUAUUUUAUUUUAAUGCAUGGUUUACAGACACAAAGUAAGUAAUUAGCUUUACAAAAGCUCCAGUGAAUUGUCAGGUCAUGUUAGUUCUCUGGUAGCUGUACUCUCACUUACAGUUGCAGGUCAUGUUAGUUCUCUGGUAGCAGUACACUCACUUACAGUUGCAGGUCAUGUUAGUUCUCUGGUAGCUGUACUCCCACUUACAGUUGCAAAAACAUUUGGGGGGGAAAUGCUUUACCCAAAAUCCUUUGGUUUUCAAGAAAUCCCUUGGUUUUACAGAAAUCUCUUGGUUUUACAGAAAUCCCGGUUGGAAGAGUCCCAGAAUCUGGAGGGAAUAAAGAGGAAAUCCAGAAUCUUUCAACCAGGAGUUUUGGAAAACCUGGGAACGUUAGCAGAAUUCUGCAACCCUAAUUUGACUUCACAGUUAAUCUGACCCAUAUAAUGUGAAAUAUUGACUUGGAGAAAAGUGUUUUUAUAAUAAUACCACUGAAUUGAUGUGCCACAUCAAUGCUCAGAACAAUGUGUUAUACGCUGAAGUAUUUUUGGUUCGUUGGUGUUUGAUUUGGUGUGACUGUGGUUUUGGUUUUCAUUAUGCUAUACACCUGAAAGCCUGCCAAGCCAUGCAGAACAUUGUUGGUUUAAUACCCAAUAAUGUGUACAACAGUCUUGGCAGGAAGGGUUUAAUGGUUUGGUUUAAUACCCAAUAAUGUGUACAACAGUCUUGGCAGGAAGGGUUUAAUGGUUUGGUUUAAUACCCAAUAAUGUGUACAACAGUCUUGGCAGGAAGGGUUUAAUGGUUUGGUUUAAUACCCAAUAAUGUGUACAACAGUCUUGGCAGGAAGGGUUUAAUGGUUUGGUUUAAUACCCAAUAAUGUGUACAACAGUCUUGGCAGGAAAGUUAAUUCCCUUCAUAAAGCAUUCAGUCACCAUGUUGUUUUACUGCCUGAAUUCAAAAUAGAUUCAAUAUGAAUGAUUUUUUUCCCACCCUUUUAUACAUACAAUACCCCACAAUUUUAGCAAAUGUAUUAAAUAAAAUCGAUGCGAUUUACAUCAGUAUUCACACCCCUAAGUCAAUACAUGUCAGAAUCCCGUUCCUGAAGAAGUCUGUAAGAGAUUUGCACACCUGGAUCGUACAAUAUUUGCACAUUCUUUAAAAAAAUUGUUAAAGUUCUGUCAAUUGGUUGUUGAUAAUUGCUAGACAGCCACUUGAACGUCUUUGCCGUAGAUUUUCAAGCUGAUUUUAAGUCAAAACUGUAACUAGGUUACUCAGGAACCUUCAAUGUCAUCUUGGUAAGCAACUCCAGGAUAUAUUUGGCCUUGUGUUUUCGGUUAUUCUACUGCUGAAAGGUCAAUUUGUCUCCCAGUCUCGGUUGGAAAGUAGACUGAACCAGGUUUUCUCUAGUCCUUCCUGAUGACAAGCAUACCCAUAACAUGAUGCAACCGCCACUAUGCAUAACACAUAUUGAUUAUAUGAAGAUUAGUACUUAACUUCGUGAUGUGUUGGGUUUGCCCCAAACAUAACACUUUUUAUUCAGGGUAUAAAGUUAAUUUCUUUGCCGUUUUACUUUUAGUGCCUUAUUGCAAACAUGAUCCAUGUUUUGGAAUAUUUCUUUGUUCCGUACAGGCUUCCUUCUUUUCACUCUGUCAUUUAGGUUAGUAUUGUGGAGUAACUACAGCGUUGUGGAUCCUCAGUUUUCUCUUGUCACAGAUAUUCAACUCUGUAACUGUUUUAAAGUCACCAUUGGCCUCAUGGUGAAAUCCCUGAGCUGUUUCCUUCUUCUCCGGCAACUGAGUUAGGAAGGAUGCCUGUAUCUUUGUAGUGACUGGUGAAGAAUCUCUAUUUAAUCCGUUUUCAAUUCAGGCUGAAAGACAAACCGUGAACAAAGUCCAAUGACUGUGAAUACUCCUGAAUGCGAUUUGUGUUUAGUUGUUUGCUGCCUGGUUUAUUUUGAUAUAAUGGAAAUUAAGGAAACAUUUUAAUUUAACACUUUAUUGUGUCAACAUAAUGCAAAAUAAAAUAAUACAUUUUUAACCCUG
Molecule: messenger RNA, 6320 nt
Organism: Oncorhynchus masou masou (cherry salmon)
Lineage: Eukaryota; Metazoa; Chordata; Actinopteri; Salmoniformes; Salmonidae
Product: ubiquitin-protein ligase E3A-like
Exons: 14
Coding region: 614-3232 (872 amino acids)
Biological process (GO): protein polyubiquitination; ubiquitin-dependent protein catabolic process
Molecular function (GO): ubiquitin protein ligase activity
Source: RefSeq, a predicted model, not a curated record